Molecule: messenger RNA, 1256 nt
Organism: Amaranthus tricolor (Joseph's coat)
Lineage: Eukaryota; Viridiplantae; Streptophyta; Magnoliopsida; Caryophyllales; Amaranthaceae
Product: isoeugenol synthase 1-like
Exons: 5
Coding region: 47-1006 (319 amino acids)
Molecular function (GO): oxidoreductase activity
Source: RefSeq, a predicted model, not a curated record
AUCCUCCAUCCUCAAAACAUAGUGUUCAAAUAAUAAUAAUAACAAGAUGAUUAAGAAGGUACUUGUAUUUGGUGCAACCGGCUAUCUUGGUAGAUACAUGGUUCUAGCUAGUGUUGCUAUGGGCCAUUUGACCUACGCCUACACCCGCCCACUCGGGCUACUAGGUGUUAGUCACAAUGAUCCCAAGCUCAAAACGCUUCUAAAUUUCAAAGCCUUAGGAGUUACCAUUAUUGAGGGAGAAUUGGAUGAUCAUGAGAAGCUUGUAAGCAUCCUCCAAGAAGUUCAAAUCGUGAUAUCUGCCUUACCAGUUCCACAAUAUCUUGAUCAACUUAAAAUUAUUGAUGCUAUGAAAGAAGCCAACAUAGAGAGAUUUAUACCAUCAGAAUUUGGAUGUGAAGCUGAUAGGGUAAGAGCUCUCCCACCAUUCCAAGCAUUACUUGAUAACAAGAAGAGAGUAAGAAGGGCAAUUGAAGCAGCUAAUAUUCCAUAUACUUACAUAUUAGGGAAUAUUAUGGCUGGAUAUUUUAUUCAUUACAUUUUUUUCCAUGAUGAAAAUUGCAACGAAAAAGUUACCGUCUAUGGUAACGGUCAAACUAAGGUUGUGUGGAACUACGAAAAAGAUGUAGCAGCUUAUACAAUAAGGGCAGCCAUGGAUUCAAGAACACUUAAUAAAACAGUCAGUUGUAGGCCAUUAAAAAAUAUAGCGUCUUUAUUUGAUGUUAUUUCUUCAUGGGAAAUAAAGACUGCAAAAUAUUUAAACAAAGUUCAUAUGCUUGAAGAGGAUGUGCUCAAGCUCACUACUGAAACAAUGCCACAAGAGAUAAGCAUACCAAUGUCCAUACUACAUUGCAUUUUCAUCAAAGGAGAUCCACUAAGCAUUGAACUCAAAGAAGAUGAGCUUGAAGCUUCCGAUUUGUACUUAGACUACAAAUAUACUUCCAUUGAUGAGCUUCUUAACAUAUGCACCGUCGAUCCUCCAAUAGUCACCUUGUCAAGAUUUGUAUGAUAUUAUUAUACUUUAUACACUAUGCAUAUUUGUGUAUGUUCUUAAAUAGUCCCUUGGUUAUCAUGAAUUUGCUUUAAUAAUGACAUAUUGUCAAUAACAGUGUCCUUAGGGACUAAGAAGUGUUUUUUAUUUGUAUAAUAAUUUGGAAAAAGAUAUUUCAAGAAAGUAUCCUUUGAACCAAAAAAACUUGAUCCAGCGACUAAAGUAUCGAAUAUUAAUAGUCAAAUAAAAUGUAUUAUGUUGUUGGCAA